AUGGCCAAUGCCGGUGCGGACGGUGUCUUCUGGCAGGAGCUCCCCGGGGUCUCUGACUUCUCGUUGCAUUUCGAGGAGACUAUUCUCGACCUCGCUCCCUCCUGCUUGCUCAUCGUGCUGGCACCUGUGGCUGCCAUCUACUACUUGCAACAGCCAGUUCAGGUCCGUCGCAGCCCGCUCCUGUGGAUUAAGCUUAUCGCAGCAGCUGCUUUGGUGGGAGUUGAGAUAGCUAGCCUUUCAUUUCGCGCUAUAUCUCAUAUACUUGUCACCGAAACGACUCUGCCAGCUGCUUCCGUCGACCUUGUCGCCGCUGUUGCCGUGACCUGCCUCCUUUACGUUGAGCAUCGACGCGCUAUCAAGGCCUCUGCUCUUCUAGGCAUAUACUUUUUCAUCGGGAUCGUUUUUGAAGCUGUCAAAUGCCGCUCUUUCUUUUCCAGACCCGGAUUGGCUCCGGCUGGGGCACUCGCCGCUACGUCAUGCAGCAUACACUUGCUUCUUUUGAUUCUCCAGGAGAUCAGCAAGCGUGAGCUUCUGAUUGAUCCAGCUCUGCGAGAGUCUUUAGGAGAAGAAGGUACCGCUGGAUACUGGAAAAGAAUGUUCUUCGCGUAUCUGAACCCGAUGUUCAUUGCCGGGUUUCGUAAAGUUCUCAGCUUGAAGGACCUAGACAACAUUGGGCCCGAAUUCUCCUCUGCACUCUUGCAUUCGAAACUGAAACGGCACUUGCAGGGGGUACGUUGGGCAUCGAAGAACACACUUCUGCGCAUCUGUGUCGAAGCUUGGAUGUGGCUGCUCCUGUUCGCUUUGAUCCCACGGAUAUGUUUCACGGGGUUUUCUUUCUCACAACCGUUCAUUCUGCAUCGCGUCAUUGAAAUUCUCGAUGAUCCGCAAGCGAGCACCGCAGAAGCUGGCUUUCUGUUGGGUGCGACGUUUUUGUCCUUCACUGGCGCGACUUUAUCCAAAAUGGCCACCAAACACUUGAGCUACCGCAUCGUUACUCGACUACGAGGCGCUCUUGUUACACAUUUAUCCGAGAAGAAUGCACGACUGCCUCAAUCCGAAGCGAAGAAAUCUGCUGCAAUAACUCUUAUGAGUACUGAUGUUGAUGGCAUUGCCGGUGGCUUGCCUCGCAUUUACGAACUUGCUGUGACCUUUUUCGAAGUUGGUCUAGGGAUAUACUUCUUAUCAGACUUCGUUGGGCAGUCAUGUUUUGUGGUUCUCGCACCUCUAAUUGCUUCGACCUGUGCUACCUAUUUCCUAGGACGCUGGAUAGGAGUGGCAUAUCAAGCAUGGAAUCAAAGCAUAGAAGAACGUGUGGGGAAGACUUCGACAAUUCUUAGCCAGCUGAAAGCGAUUAAGAUGUUUGGUCUCGGUCCCAUUAUCGGCAACUAUCUGCAGCGUCUUCGCGAGGCCGAGAUGAGAAAAUCGAAGAAGUUUCGAAUUCUUGAAGCAGUGGCAAGUAUUCCAGUGAUCUGCGCUGAGCAGAUCACGCCGGUUGUGGUUAUUGCUGCUGCCUUGUUCUGGAACACGAUUGGUGGCAGGCUCUCUGCUGCUACCAUUUUUCCUUCUCUUUCGAUCAUCAUUUUAAUCAAGACUCCGUUGGCCACCCUCUUGAGUGCAUACCCGACGAUUACGUCCAUGUUUCGAUGCUUCAGACGUAUCCAGGAGUUCCUGCAGCUCCCCGAAAGAAAAGACCCUCGAACGCUGCGAGAAAGCCCCGAUAUCGCGCCGCUUGAUGAGAAAGCUGACCCAGCAAACCCAACCACCUGGCCCAUUGUUGAGUUUGUUGGGGCAAAGAUUGCGCCACCAGGCACUCAAAUCCCCAUUCUCAGUGAUGUCAACUUCUCUGUGUAUCCUGGCUCGAUAACCCUAGCAAUUGGCCCGAACGGUGCCGGAAAGUCUUUGCUUCUGCAGAGCAUACUGGGCGAAACUUUGCUGAUCGAGGGCGCCAUAUACAUCAGCAGCAUGUUCAUGGGGUUCUGUGGUCAGCUGAUCUGGCUACAAAAUGUCUCUAUCAAAGACAAUAUCAUCGGUUACCUACCGUACGAUGAGCGGCUAUUCCGCAGAGUCGUUCGCUGCUGUCUACUGGAGGAGGACAUCGCUGCUUUACCAGACGGAGAAAAUUACAUAGUCGGCAGCGGUGGCUCGAAACUCAGUGGCGGUCAGCGCCAGCGAGUGGCACUUGCUAGAGCUUUAUUUGCAAGAGCGUCUAUUAUUGUUUUAGACGACAUAUUCAGCUCACUGGAUCGCAAAACAGCAACUGCUAUUCUGUUUCAACUUUGUGGUAACAACGGACUCCUGAAGGAGCUCAACUCAGCGGUUGUGCUUUCUUCGUACCUGCCAGAGUGCCUCGACGUGGCGGAUCAGCUUCUUGAGCUGAAUGGUAAUGGGAUCGUCAAAGUGGAGUCUAGCUUCAGAUCAGGCACAUCUCGUGAGAGAGCUCUCCAGAUCAUGAAUGUGCCAGGUCGUAUCAAAUCUGAAGAGGAGAUCACAAAAGAACAAGCGCAGUUUCGCAGGUCUUUGGAUGCACAGCAGCCAGUGAAGAUGGAAAACACAGGAGCAGAUCUCUUGCGGAAAGGAGACCCGAGCUUGUAUUGGCUUUUCAUUAAUCCGAUUGGCAAGUUCAGAUUGACACUCUGGUGUGCGGCCAUGUUUUUCUGUUCCGCGGGAGAGAUUUUCCCAGAUAUCUACAUGCGUCUAUGGAUCGAGCGCCAUCCUGACGACAACACCUACUUCAUCGGAUAUGCCGGCAUCGCUAUUGCCACAUGUCUGCUAUUUGCCCUCACUUGUGGCGUUCUAUUUGCCUAUUUGAUACCUCGCACCGCUUUAGGACUGCAUGAUCAUUUGGUCCAAACGCUUAUGCGCGCGACGCUUGGUUUCCUUGGCGUAACCGACAACGGAGUUCUUACCAACAGAUUCAGUCAAGAUAUGAGCUUGGUAGCUCGAAUGUUACCCAUUGCUUUCAUGAGAACAUUCUAUGUCUUGUUCACAACCUUGGUACAGAGCGGCGUUGUUGUCUCCGGAGCGAGCUACAUGGCAGUGGUACUUCCUGUUGUUUUUCUGGCUGUGUAUUCGAUCCAAUGGUUUUAUCUGCGAACGUCGCGCCAACUACGAGCUCUCGACCUCGAAUCCAAAUCACCAUUGUAUACUCACUUUGAAGAAACAGCGGAAGGCCUGUUAUACAUACGAGCCUUUGGGUGGCAGAUUAACACUCUCGAGGAAGGUUUCAGUCUUCUAGAUGACUCCCAGAAAGCCUUUUAUUAUAUGUACAGUAUCCAGCAAUGGUUAGGGCUCGUCCUAGGCCUGCUGGUUGCAGCAGUCGCCACUAUUCUCAUGGCAUUUGUGCUCUUUAUGAGAGGUUCCACCUCGCAGACAGCAAUAGGUUUGGCAUUUUUGAACCUAAUUCUCCUGGCUCAAACCCUUGAGCACCUGGUUUUGGCUUGGACGUCGUUGGAGACAUCGAUUGGCGCGCUCGCGCGACUUCGAAGCUUUAUGGAGGAGACGCCACAGGAGCCGAAUGAUAGGCAUCUCCAAGUACCUGAGAACUGGCCCUCCCUCGGACACAUCGAGCUGCAAAACGUAUUUGCUGAUUUUGCUGACGACACAACACGACAACCCGUACUCCAGAAUAUAUCGCUCUCCAUAGAUGGGGGCCAGAAAGUCGGCCUUAUAGGACGUACUGGCAGUGGUAAGAGCUCCUUGCUCCUCGCACUCCUUGGCUUCCUCCAAUGCCAAGGCUUGAUAACCAUCGACGGAAUCGAUAUAUCGUCGAUUCCCUUGGACGUAUUGCGCUCCCGCAUCGUUACCGUCUCCCAGGAUCAAAUCAAGCUUGAUGCCUCUGUGCGAACUAAUAUGCUGCCAUUUACUCUAAAUUCGAGCAUAGAAGAACUGGAUGCGCAACAAAGACAAGAAGUCGAAACGAAAGAUAUUAAACUCCGAGAGUUGCUGGUCCGGUUCGGUCUUUGGUCGCACUUGAACGGCAUAGGCGGUCUAGAUGCUAUGCUCAACGACGUUGGCUACUCCCACGGUGAAAUGCAAUUAUUUUGCUUGGCACGUGGCAUCUUGCGCUACGAGGAUACGGGCAGCAAAGUUGUGUUGAUCGACGAGGCGACAAGCAGUGUCGAAGAAGAGAGAGAGAGAGCGGCCCAAAAAACCAUGCGAGAUUAUUUCCCAGACUGUACGAUCUUGAUUGUCGGGCAUAGGAAAUCGAGUAUCACCGGAGUCGAUUUUACUGUCGAGCUAUCGAACGGUAGGGUAGCGCACAUCGACCAGACUUUGCCGAGCUCGGAGGGAUGGGGUUACGGGGACUAA
Akanthomyces muscarius is the source of this 4308-nucleotide messenger RNA. RefSeq lists its product as uncharacterized. Gene Ontology annotation, molecular function: ATP hydrolysis activity; ABC-type transporter activity; ATP binding. The transcript has 5 exons. The record is from RefSeq and is a predicted model, not a curated record. Gene Ontology annotation, cellular component: membrane. Lineage: Eukaryota; Fungi; Ascomycota; Sordariomycetes; Hypocreales; Cordycipitaceae. The coding region runs from base 1 to 4308 and encodes 1435 amino acids. Gene Ontology annotation, biological process: transmembrane transport.